AGUUGUAAACACAAAAUACGAAAAUUUAAUUUCGGUUGAAACGAAAAUCUUGAACAAGUUUCGCUGGAAUGCAGUUUGUUUCGUCAGUUUAGUUCGGAAUUUGUUCAGAUUUUGAAGGAUUUAGUUUUUAAUGAUGGAUUCUCCGUCUGGUACGCAAGGAAUUGAUCUGUUGUUCAAGAAAUUAGGCCACAAUAUUGUUGAAAUUCGAAGUCGUGCGCUUGAAAGUAUCGUGUUAAAGUUGGACCAUGGACUUCUACACGAGGGUGAUUUAGUGCAGGAGAAACAACUGAUGGUCCGUUUGUUGGAGUGGUUCAACUUUGACCCAUCCCCCCAACAAUCGGUGGUGCUUCAACUAUUGAUAAGGUUGACGCAGCACACCUCAGCAUGUGACGUGCUCGCCGCCAUCGGAGGUCUCACUUUCUUAUCCCGUCUCCGACCCAACCUUGACCCCGACACCAAGCCCCAGUGUGAUGUCAUAAUAGACCGAUUGUUACAUGUCAGCGAGAAAGAUUUAUCGAAAGCAAGCAAUGAGAAUCGAAGAUGUGUUUACGGGAGGGAUGAUCAAGAUAAUGACCCCCAUGAUACCACCCCCCAAGUUGAUUACCCACCGAUGGAUUACGGAUAUUUCACCCAACGAUCGAUCACCAAUGAUGGGAAUCCGCCGACCCCCCCACUCCCCACCAACGAAGCAUUGAGAUCCAUAGAAACCCCAUGUUUGCGUUUCCCUGGAUUUCUAUGGCACACAUUAACAGGAACGGACCGGCACGUGCUGACAUCAACUUGCGCUUCUCUAUGCUCACCAAGUCCACACCUCGUACGGAACGCGUGUGCCUUCCUACUCGAUGUUAUUUUCAGGGACUUCCCCGCCGAGAUAUUUCUACAAAGACCUUCGAUAACUCAGACGCUGCUCACCCUUAUAAGUGCGCGCCCCGGUGGUCAAUUAAUGACGAGUUCGUUGGAAUGUUUGCGUGCGUUGGCCGAGGGUUUGGUAUCGAGGCUGAAUUUCUUUCAAGAUCCCGACAUGUAUUGCCCUCGACAAGGCCUUCCUUUUCACUGUGAGAGUCGUAACGGUAGCCAGGGGUCAAGGGUCAACGAUAGCGAGGGGUCAAGGGUUGCCUCGUUGACAGGAAGUGACAUCAUAUCUCGAUCUGAGGCCGAGGGGUCAGUGAGAGUUGAGAGGAUUGGGGGGGAUGGGAGGGACCAUCAAUCUUCUUCAUCUGGGAGCACCUCCCACAUGUCGCACAACAACAGCAGCAACAACUCACAAGGAUUCAAUAGCUUGGUUUGGGAUUCAAGUAUUGGGGACGAUAAUGAUGUCGUUGCAUUACAACGAACGCAACUUAAUACGCCACAGUUUUGCAUCGCUAGUUUGGAAGCCACACUGCCUUCAUUGAAGACGGAUAGCACGAGACUGGCGUUGAAUAUUAUACAGACAAUAUCUCCGCUUAUUCAACUUCUCGGCAAAACUAUUCGUGCCGAUAAAUUAUGGAUCGACGCGUCUAAUGUUGCACAAAAUAUUCAAAGCAAGUUGUGUGGAUUACUUGAGACAUUGGGAGAUGUGUUGAUGUAUCACUACCAUAUGAGUGACAACACAACACAGUGGACGAACAAACAAUGGUCGAUACAUGAAGGUCGUUCACAUCGUGUUGUUUUCCAAACAAUGGCUGGGUUUGUGGUGGACGUGCUGCAAGCUGUGGUACCUGUGGAACAGGCAAACAAGGUGUUGAAGACAAGUUUAUCGCAAGCAUUAUACGUGGUUGCAAUCGACGAGUGCAUGAGGCUGGGAUACGAUGAGGUCACAGAUAUAGCAUUGGAAUAUUUAAAGGAAGCCAACCAUGAUAAAUAUGAAGUGGUUGAGAGGUUGAGGAAGGUGGUGGCUUCAUUCACACACACCCACAUGUUGCACCACCAAUAUAAGGAGUUACAACAAGCAAGCGACAUCAACCUUGAGUUGAUCGAGAUAAUUGAAAGUAGUUUGCUUGGUUUAGACCACCGACCCCACCCUACGCAUAUAACGAGGGUGGUUCAUGUUAUUUCCAAGGUUUUCCAUGAUAAUGGGACAGAAGACAAGAUACGAACAACAAGCAAACAAAUAUUGCUACGUUUAUUUGCACACCCAUUGGUGCAAGUACGCAGAUACACAUAUGAGGAAUGUUUGAAUAUUACGCGGAUUAGUGUGAAUGUUACAUCAGCUGCGGAACACCAUGGUCAUACACAAAGCUAUGCAUGCAGGUUCUUGUUGGACAGUGAAGUAUUAUACGAGGUAUGCACGCAUGGGUUGGCCGAUACUUCACGUUUGGUAUCUUACCCCGCACAAGAACUUAUAUCCGCGUUAUUACACGGUCGUGUGUUGAUGGGUGAAGGGGUGUGGGGGCAACUAAGGGGGGCGAUGGAUGGGGUGUUACCCGUUCUUCAGGCCUUCAGUGGUGAAUCAGAGAUUCUGUGCACCUCCAUAACCACCUACAUCGCCCAAUCACAUUCUAAUGAUACAAAUGCAUUGAAAUCAUGGGUUCGAGGGUUGAUGUUGAAACAUAGGGAGUCGAGGGGGGUCGCUGCAAACAAACUACAACGAAUGUUUAAUAUCAAAAUAUCAGGACUUACCGACCUCCUAAUAAUGGACACCCCCCUCUCCCUGAUCCCACGUGAUGAGUUGGAUAGCUUCCGCAUCCGUCGUUGUAUCUUCCAGGAAGGUGCGGUUGUUCGUAUGUUGUCCGUGUUCCGGUCAUCGACCACUGAACCAACCACACGCAUAGGAGCGUUGCGCCAACUUUCCACCAUGCUCGAGGAUCCAACCCUGCACCCCGCGUUUAUACAACACAACGGUCUCGAUUCAAUCACUCAUAAACUGAAACAACUAUCCGCUGAUGAUGUCACAAUCCUCAUUGAUGAUGUCAGACCCGCUGUUAGCGCUUGCAUCACGAUCAUGAAGUUGAUCAUGAGACAUGAUGCUGCUUCACGUGAUAAGUUGUCUCAUGAUCAUGGUAUAAUCAUGAGGCUGAUCCACUUAGCCAACCUUACCAGGCUAACCACAGCCAUGAUACACAACGUAUGUGUGGUGUUGGCCAUGCUUGUAUUCCAUGAUGUGUUGAGGGAACAUGUUCGAACACCCAACCAACCAAUGCAAGUUGUUGAACUAAGUUUGCCGUCAGCUGUAGUUGCGAGAUACCAGAUCCCCUUCCUGUGCCCGUCCCAUCACACCGUAAGCAUCCAUCGUACUCUAACUCACCCCCCACCCACCAUGCAUGAUGAGGUGGCAACAGGACCAGCGUCCUCGGCGUUGCGCAUAGGAUGGAACAUAGCCGCACACGGGAACCACGUCCCAACCACUUGUAAUCAUGCCACUACUAAUAUGGAUGAUGACAACACAAUGGACUUUUGUCUCACUGAAUCCGAUCGAACAAUGCUUGUAUUCUCACACCCCGAUACUGCUACGAACUUACUUGAAUUAUUCCCGGCCACCGCCGAUCGAGGUCAACACCCCAAACGAUCUAAACAACAAACAAUAUUAUUAGAAUGUUGGUUGAGUUUCAUGUACGCGCUAUCUUUCCAUACAGAUGGACAACUUAAUAUACUCAAGUUAAGAGAUAUAUUUGAUGUCCUCGUUGAAUUGUUUAAAUCAAAGACAAACGCCCAACUUACGUUGAACAUAAUAAGGAACCUUUGUUUUCAUUCACCAAGUAAGAACAGGAUCAGUUCAAACGAUUCAGUGGUUGACGUUCUAUUAUCAAACCUCGAUAAUAAACAAACACGAAUGGAUUCGUCAAUCGCUCUGCUUACUUUGUUGUGUAAUAAUCAAAAGGCAAAGGUCCAUCUUAAAGGAGCGGGUCUAGGCAAACGCGUUCAACAUUCGUUGGAUAAACUAUCACUAGAGGGCUGGGAGGGUGAGAAGAAAUAUAAGAGGUGUUUAGAGGAUGUGUUGGUCAUUAUGACGGGGUGA
Ciona intestinalis (vase tunicate) is the source of this 3937-nucleotide messenger RNA. The record is from RefSeq and is a predicted model, not a curated record. Lineage: Eukaryota; Metazoa; Chordata; Ascidiacea; Phlebobranchia; Cionidae.